Messenger RNA from Betta splendens (Siamese fighting fish), 3584 nucleotides. RefSeq names its product tubulin tyrosine ligase (gene ttl). NCBI's taxonomy places the organism in Eukaryota, Metazoa, Chordata, Actinopteri, Anabantiformes, Osphronemidae. The transcript has 7 exons. The coding region runs from base 1 to 1221 and encodes 406 amino acids. Gene Ontology annotation, biological process: protein modification process. The record is from RefSeq and is a predicted model, not a curated record.
AUGAACGCCCCGAUGUACACUUUUGUCUCCCGUGACGACAACAGCACCGUUUAUGCCGAAGUUUCCAAAAUCCUGCUGUCAACCGGAAAAUGGAAAAGACUGAAAAGAGACAAUCCAAGAUUUAACUUAAUGCUCGGUGAAAGGAACAGACUGCCCUUCGGACGCCUAGGUCAUGAACCAGGAUUGGUGCAGCUAGUGAAUUACUACAGAGGUGCAGACAAGCUUUGCAGAAAGGCCUCCUUGGUCAAGUUAAUAAAGACAAGCCCAGAGCUGUCUGACUCCAGUAACUGGUUCCCAGAAUCCUACAUAAUCUAUCCCACUAAUCUCAACACCCCUGUGGCUCCAGCCACUAAUGGCAUCAGCCAUCUAAAGAACAAUCCCAAAACUGAUGAGCGGGAAGUUUUCCUUGCUUCCUAUCACGCUAAAAAAGAAAAUGGGGACGGAACCGUGUGGAUAGCCAAGUCUUCUGCUGGAGCUAAAGGUGCUGGUAUUUUGAUUUCACAUGAUGCAAAUCAGCUGCUGGAGUACAUUGACAAUCAGGGUCAGGUUCAUGUUAUUCAGAAGUACCUGGAGAAACCUUUACUUCUGGAGCCAGGACAUCGGAAGUUUGACAUAAGGAGUUGGGUGUUAGUGGACCAUCAGUACAACAUCUAUUUAUAUCGGGAAGGUGUCCUGCGUACCUCCUCUGAACCCUACAACAGCUCGGACCUCCAGGAUAUGACCAGCCACCUGACCAACCACUGCAUCCAAAAGGAGCACUCCCACAACUACGGACGGUAUGAGGAGGGCAACGAGAUGUUCUUUGACGAGUUUCGUCUGUACCUGCUCAACGUCCACAGCGUCACCCUGGAGACCAGCAUACUACCGCAGAUCAAGCAAAUCAUAAAGAGCUGUCUGACGUGCAUUGAGCCAGCAAUCAGCACCAAGCACCUGUCCUACCAGAGCUUUCAGCUCUUUGGAUUUGACUUCAUGGUGGACGAAAAUUUCAAAGUGUGGCUAAUCGAGAUCAAUGGAGCUCCAGCCUGUGCACAGAAGCUUUACCCAGAAUUAUGCCAAGGUAUCGUGGACGUGGCCAUUUCCACUGUCUUCACUGGCACUGACUGCUCCUCUGUUUCCUCUUCACCUUAUUCAUCUUCUCCAUCCUCUACUUUUUCCACCAACUGCUGCUCCUCUCCCAAACUCAGAGGACCUCUUCAUGUGGGCCCUUUCACUCGGCUGUAAGCGCUGUCGCACACACUUUGUUGCUCAAGCUCUCUCCUUACUUCCACAAAUUAGAAGUAGCACAUGGCAGCCGGCAGAGCUUUAUCCUAAAGUGGUUCUGGAAAUUGUUGAUUUAGAAGAAAUGACCUCUAAUGACCCUGAUUAUGCAUAUUGUGAAUGAGAGUAUGCUGAUGAUCUGAUUAACAGUUUUUUGGGGGAGUUUGGGAGAGACCGACUACACACUUCCACAAUCAUGUUUUCCUCGGCCAGAUUAUUGGUUGUAUGACUGAUGCAGAUUCCCCACCUGAGACUGUAGUGCCUUACCUUUCCAGCCAUGCUCCCUCAAAAAGACUGCCAUUGUGCUCCCCCUGUCUAUUACUUGUACUUGUUCUAGAAGCCUUUGCACUGUCAGCGUGGUCAUGAACAGGCCACAAUAAUUGACAUAAAAUGGAUUCCUUCACAUCUCCUGGUAAAUUUGUGAAGUUUGACUGCUACUGUACUUUCCCAUUAGUUAGGUUUCCUAUUUUUUGUUACUUUUAUAUGUCUCACUUGAUCCCAUAAGUGUCAAUGAGGACCCAAUAACAGCUUGUUAUGUUGAAAUCACAGUCAAGUAGCAAUUAAACUAACUUCAUGGCAGGGAGAAACAGCAAUUCUCUUAACACCACAUGAACAAUACAUAUUACUUACAUUCAGGGCAGCAGCGUGGCUAAUACAGAUCAGCCACAUUAUUAAAACUGGCUGUAAUGUUGUAAUGUUGUGUCCUGUCAAUGUGAGCAGUGUAACGUCCUUGAGCUUUAAAAUAACACACACGGUUAAGUCUGUCCAAGCAAGCUCUGCUGAUGUUUUUCUGACCUUUGACCUCUAUUGCAGCGAUUCCAAUUAGUAUCAUUAAAGUGUCAGCUCACAUUAAACAUUUCUCGACAUGUUCACCGUUGAUGUCAUUAGAAAAGAAGCAUGUUUGUGUGAAUGCAUGUACUAGCAUGCACCCUCAUACACAGCACCUCCUGCCCCAGUUUGUGAUAAAAUAGACUAUUUGUAAAGUGUUGUUGACUAGUGUGUAAGCUAUGUUUUUCAGCUGUUUAAAAGAAAUUACAGUAGACUGUACAGUAUGUGGUAUUACGAGCCUUUAAAGACCCCAUGAAAUGAAAGGCUCCAUGAAUAAACAUCUUAUAUGUAGAUAUUUUGUCAAAGCAUAUAAGAUGAAGAAGGAUACACACAAACACAAACACACACACACACACACACACACACACAAACUGGGUCAUAACACCUACCUCCUGCCUCUUCAAUUAUUGCUACAUGAUCACAUCACUCUUUUUUCUGUGCUCUUUAUUUUUACCACAGUAGAACAUGGUGUUGUUUGUGGGGUUCUUUAAAGGUUUUAGUUACAUUUUUACCAAGUCAGUUUGUGGUUAGAUGAGUAACUGCUUCAGAUGAUUUGUGGUCCACCUGUUUUUUUCCAUUGGUUAUAUUUGUAACGAAACUCUAAAAUAAAGAUGUGACUGUAUCACAUCAGGUAUAUCCCACUGAAAUGCAGAUUCUUUGUUUUUAAACAUGCAAUAUGUUAUAGUAUUUUUGUAUAUGUGUAUCUUAAUGUUGUAGUAGAAUCUGUUCCUCUCUGUUAAUCUCAAAUAUAUGACACUUCCCAUGCUACCAGGAGUGUGACCUAAGUUAAGGGAGCUGUUAUUUAUGUUUCUAGAUCACUGUGUAUCUGUGUUUACAAGUUGACUUUGAAGAAUGAAGGAUAUGAAAGUGGCUGAAGGUCAAAGACAUGGAAUACAUCAACAAAAAUUACUUCACUGCUUGAGAAAAAAGGUGUGGUGUCUUCUAGAGCUCUGCCUCAGCUGAAAUAAUGUUUGACAGCUUGGUAAGAUGUUAAUGAGUUUUGAGUCAGGACUGUAUAGCCAUGUGUGUUACAAGUGUUAAGUUGUUGAUUUCAAAAGCAAAUGAUCAGUGUUUAGUGUAAUGAAGUGAAUUGGGAAAUUUCUUUCCAUUAAAGGGAAGGGUGCCUUAGAGGAACUUGCAUACUGAUUAAAAAAAGCAAUGGACCUCCAGCAUUUAAAUGCACCAUUCAUUUACAAGUUUGUAUUGAAGUGAAUUAUUCAUAAAUCUGACUAUUUUUAGUGAUGUCAUUUCAUAUUCAAUUUUUCUUGACUGAGUUCUCCAUGUUUUACUCCUCUUUACCAAAGAUCAAAUUCCUGAUGCGUUUUUAGUAGCAGAGAAUGUUUAGUAGUUAAUGUGGACUUUAUCGCAUUAGUUAGGCUCUAAGCGCAACAUUCAUAUUCUGUGGGGUGUUUUUGUUGUGGUGUUGGUUUAUCCAAAUUCUUGCAUGUGCAUUUGUCUCUAUCAAAACAAUAUUACUAGAAUAAAAAAUGCUAUUAUCA